UCAUUAAUUAAUUAACGUUGCCUUGUAUUUUUUUGGUCUUUAUAUUUAAUUCCCUCUUCUCCUCUGCUCAAUUAAAAAAGCAAGGCAAUUAAUUGAGUUUCAAUUUUGAGAGUAAUGGGCCUCUCAAAUUAUCCUUGUGCAGCAGAAGGUGUGUUACCUGUGCUUGUGAUGAACACGGUUUUGUAUGUGGCUUUAUUAAAGAACAUAUUCAAAUCCAUGCUUCAAGUAGUUGGUUGCACAAGAACAUCAAUCACUAAUUCAUCUUAUUCACCAAAUAUUGAGGAAGAAGAAGAAGAACAAGAGUCCCAAUUAGAAGAGAGGGAAAGGAGGGUGUCAAUAAGACAGUACAAGUCAUUGUGCAACAAGAUAGGAAGAAGUGGAAGUGGAUGUGGAUGGAGAGAGUGUUGUUGUGUGUGUUUGUGUGGUUUUGAAGCAAAUCAGGAGGUGAGUGAGUUGGCUUGCAAGCAUUUCUUCCACAGAGUUUGCUUAGAUAAAUGGUUUGAUAACAAACACAGUACUUGUCCUUUAUGUCGUUCCAUGGACUAGACUACUUACUUAUAUGCUUCUCAACUUCUAGUUAUUAGUUUGAGUUAAAUUAGAGUUAAUUGUUAUUAAUUUGUUGCAGUGUUAAAGAAUUAAUGCUUCUUUUUUCUGUUCAAUUACCUCUCUAAUUCUCUAUGUUUACUAUUGAAUGUUCACUUCACACUAAGUGAUUUCAA
This is a messenger RNA of Cicer arietinum (chickpea), 719 nucleotides long. RefSeq names its product probable E3 ubiquitin-protein ligase XERICO. Gene Ontology annotation, molecular function: zinc ion binding. NCBI's taxonomy places the organism in Eukaryota, Viridiplantae, Streptophyta, Magnoliopsida, Fabales, Fabaceae. The record is from RefSeq and is a predicted model, not a curated record.